Prinia subflava (tawny-flanked prinia) is the source of this 1359-nucleotide messenger RNA. RefSeq names its product alpha-1-antitrypsin-like. Gene Ontology annotation, biological process: negative regulation of endopeptidase activity. The transcript is spliced from 6 exons. The record is from RefSeq and is a predicted model, not a curated record. Gene Ontology annotation, molecular function: serine-type endopeptidase inhibitor activity. Bases 1 to 1359 code for a protein of 452 amino acids. Lineage: Eukaryota; Metazoa; Chordata; Aves; Passeriformes; Cisticolidae.
AUGGUACUGAAGAGAAGAAUGAGCAGACAAGACCAGACUGUAGCAAUUGCUGAAAGCAAAAUGAAGCCCCCUUUCUCCUUGUGUUUAUUGCUGGUUGGUUUGCAUACUGUUGCCCUGUGUCAUCAGCAUCCUCGCUACCGUAAUAAGCAGGAUGAUGCUAAAGGGUCAUAUUAUCCAGGACAUAGUUCUCAGUGGGAAGAAGCUUCUCCACUUAAGAACAAAACCUUUGUCAAACUAGUUUUCAGCAAUGCUGACUUUGCAUUUUCCUUUUACAAGCUGGUCGCAUCUGAAGCAACAGACAAAAAUAUUUUCUUUUCACCCAUAAGCAUCUCUGCUUCCUUUGCAAUGCUGGCACUUGGUGCCAAGGCUGUGACACUGACACAGAUUUUGGAAGGGCUUGCCUUUAACCUGAAAAAGACUCAGGAGCAGGAAAUACAUGAAGGUUUUUGCCAGCUCCUCCACAUGCUGAACCGUUCAGACAGCGAGCUCCAGCUGAGCCUGGGCAAUGCCCUUUUUAUAGAAGAGACACUAAAACCCCUACGGAAGUUCUUGGAUGAUGUCAAAAGCUUUUAUGAAUCUGAAGUCUUUUCUACUGACUUUAAUAACUCUGUUGGUGCUGAGAGUCAGAUCAACAGUUAUAUUGAGGAAAAGACAAACGGGAAAAUUGUUAAACUAGUGGAAAAUCUUGAUCCUCUGACUGCAAUGGUUCUCGUUAACUAUGUCUUCUUCAAAGCCCAUUGGGAGAAACCCUUCAGUACAGCACAGACAAAACAGGAGGAUUUUUUUGUGGAUGAGAAAACAACUGUAAAAGUUGACAUGAUGUAUCGAAAGGGUUACUACAGAAAUUACUUUGAUGAAGAGCUGUCCUGUUGGCUGGUUCAGAUACCUUACAAUGGAGGUGUUGCAGCAUUAUUUGUUUUGCCUGAUGAAGGGAAGAUGAAGCAAGUAGAAGAUGCCCUCUUGAAAAGAACUGUAACUAAAUGGGAAAAGUCCCUCCAAGACAGAAAAAUACAUCUGCACAUUCCAAAAUUUUCUAUUUCUGGUACCUAUGAUGUGAAAAAUAUAGUCAAACAGAUGGGUAUGGUCAAUCUGUUUACGGAACAAGCUGAUCUCUCAGGGAUUACUGAGGAGCCUGGACUGAUGGUUUCAAAAGUGAUCCACAGAGCCAUGCUGAAUGUUCAUGAGAAUGGCACUGAGGCAGCCGGGGCCAUAGUGAAGGAGGUCACCUGGAGAUCCGGGGAUUUCCCUCGCCCGCCUCGAGUCAGAUUCAACAGACCAUUUCUCCUGGUGAUCCUGGAUAAAUUCACCCACACUGUCCUCUUCAUCGGGAAAAUUGUAAACCCUCAGAAAAACGACUGA